AUGUCUGAGAAGCGAAAGGGCGAUUCCUCGCCCCCUUCCCCCAAGCGUGUCAGGUUGUCUUAUGAUGACGAUCAGCAUGAGAAUCAGUCUUCGCCCUUAAAUCAGGAGCGCCCCCGAAAUAAUCCUGCCUAUGGCCAAAAGAAUGCAUUCCCGGGGUUAGAUGAUGAAGGCGACCAAUUGUUUUACGGGCCCGCAGAGGAUGGAUUAGAAUAUCUGCGCAUGGUUCGAUCCGAAGCCAACUCUCUCCCAUCGCUUUUCUACAAGCCUACAACUGCAAAGGCCCCCGAGCCAGCAUUGAAUGAUAAACAACGUGCACAGACGGCCGAAAAAUCAAAACCAUUUCCGAGAGGCGGCUUCUACGCGGAUGAGGCUUACGUUGCGCCCGUGGAGGAUGUGGCCCCAGUUGUGGACAUGAAUCUUGAUCACCUCUAUUCCGAUGCGCAAAAUUCCUACUACACACUUCUUCGACAUCGAUUCUUGCUCUUGCGAUCGACUCUUCGAUGCAGCCCGCCCGCUGAGGCUAUUAGCGCCCUCGACCAUGCUCACCCUAUCAGCCUGCCUCGAAAUGCUUGGUCGGCGCAUAAGGAAUGGCGUCGUCUAUUGAUUGCAGUCGAUCCAAACAUGGUGCAGCUAGCCUGCAUGGACUCGGAUAGCGUGUUAGAAGUGCUGGAAUUAGUCGCGAGGAUGAUGUCCGACGUUGUGCGAAGUGAAGACACUGAACGCCUACGGCGCAUCGGGGCGUGGGCUUGGGGGUUACUCGGAAAAUGCCGCGAGGUUGGCGAGUUGUCUACCGAGGAUGUUGGUACCAUUCGGAAUCUAGGAAAACGCGCUGCGACAAUUAUGCGAAAGAUACAAGAGACGGAGAACAACCGAUCUCAAGACGAGGAGGAUCCUGAAUCUCUCGAAUCAGAUCUGGAAAUGCUUGACCAGCACGCUGAUCAGCCCAAGGAGAAAGCAAUGCCUGAGACCGCAGAAUCACAAGACCCUAGCACGGUUGAUGCUUCAGAGCACUCUGAGUUGGAGGCUGCCAAGGCGCGCCUGCAAGCUCAAAUCCAGGGCACUUCUGGAACAACUAAAUCUACAGAGUCCUCCAAUGAGGAAUUAUUGACACAGACUCGCUCGUUGCUCGACAUGGUGAUUACCGUGGUGGUCUCGAAUGAACGCUUGCGCGAAGACCGCCGCUGCGGCUUAGAGCAAUACCUCCGCGCAAUCAACGAAUCCGAAGAUGGCCGCUGGCGCACUUCGCCCGCGUGGCGGGCAUUCUUGAACCUGCCCACGGCAGUCGCCUCGAAUAGCAACGGAUCAACAAAUACAUCCACGCGACUCCAUGCAGCCAUCACAGACCCAGGUGCUACAAACGCACCGAUCACGGACCCGACAUUAUGGCUUGACUACUACCGCGACAUGAAGGGCCACCUGCACGAUGCACGACUACAGCUGUCUCGCAGAGACCAGGAAACUACACCACAGAAGCAACACGAAAGCUCAGCACAGGCAAAGAGCUGCCUUGUUCGCUCGGGGACUAUGAUCACCGCACUGGAUGAGGGUCUCAAGAAGAUAGGAAGCGGAGAUAAGUCUUCGACGACACUAGGCGGCGGCGAGAUUCGUCGUCGGAAGGAUCUUCUUAUCAAUGCACGCAAGGAGAAAGAUGGUCUGGAGGAUCUGCUGCAUGCUAUGGCGACAAAGAGCAAGCUAGAUCAUGCUGUAGCAUCUAUUCAAGACAAGGAAGCUUUACUGAGUCCCGGGAACGCGGGUAGUGAUUCGGCAAGUGGUGGGCGCAGAACGCCAGCUCGGACAGGCAGAGUUCUUGGGAAGGAGACCGAACGGACUCGUGAACUUGACAACGAGGGCGUGCUUCAACUUCAGCGGCAGAUGAUGCAGAGUCAGGAUGCAAAUGUUGAUGAAUUAAUGAAGAUCAUCAUUCGACAGAGGGAGCUGGGCACUCAGAUCAAUGAGGAGCUCGAAGUGCAGAAUGAGCUGUUGAAGUUAGCGGACGAGGAGGCAGACAUCCUCAAAUCCAAGAUCGAUAUUGGCAAGAAGAGGAUCGGAAAGAUCUCUUGA
This is a messenger RNA of Penicillium nucicola, 2061 nucleotides long. RefSeq lists its product as uncharacterized. Gene Ontology annotation, biological process: spliceosomal snRNP assembly. The record is from RefSeq and is a predicted model, not a curated record. Gene Ontology annotation, molecular function: phosphatidylinositol binding. Gene Ontology annotation, cellular component: nucleus; SMN complex. The transcript is spliced from 4 exons. The coding region runs from base 1 to 2061 and encodes 686 amino acids. NCBI's taxonomy places the organism in Eukaryota, Fungi, Ascomycota, Eurotiomycetes, Eurotiales, Aspergillaceae.